UAAGCUGGGGUCUGCCUGUCCCCAUGAGUACCAGACUAAUGAGACCUGGCCACUUUCUCCUCAUUUCUGUCUGUACGAUUGUCAGUGGAUCUGACGACACCAAAAGGGCUCAGGAUGCUACUGUUGCAAGCUCUCCUGUUCCUCUUAAUCCUGCCCAGUCAUGCCGAAGAUGACGUUACUACAACUGAAGAGCUAGCUCCUGCUUUGGUCCCUCCACCCAAGGGAACUUGUGCAGGUUGGAUGGCAGGCAUCCCAGGACAUCCUGGCCACAAUGGCACACCAGGCCGUGAUGGCAGAGAUGGCACUCCUGGAGAGAAGGGAGAGAAAGGAGAUGCAGGUCUUCUUGGUCCUAAGGGUGAGACAGGAGAUGUUGGAAUGACAGGAGCUGAAGGGCCACGGGGCUUCCCCGGAACCCCUGGCAGGAAAGGAGAGCCUGGAGAAGCCGCUUAUGUGUAUCGCUCAGCGUUCAGUGUGGGGCUGGAGACCCGCGUCACUGUUCCCAAUGUACCCAUUCGCUUUACUAAGAUCUUCUACAACCAACAGAAUCAUUAUGACGGCAGCACUGGCAAGUUCUACUGCAACAUUCCGGGACUCUACUACUUCUCUUACCACAUCACGGUGUACAUGAAAGAUGUGAAGGUGAGCCUCUUCAAGAAGGACAAGGCCGUUCUCUUCACCUACGACCAGUAUCAGGAAAAGAAUGUGGACCAGGCCUCUGGCUCUGUGCUCCUCCAUCUGGAGGUGGGAGACCAAGUCUGGCUCCAGGUGUAUGGGGAUGGGGACCACAAUGGACUCUAUGCAGAUAACGUCAACGACUCUACAUUUACUGGCUUUCUUCUCUACCAUGAUACCAACUGACUGCAACUACCCAUAGCCCAUACACCAGGAGAAUCAUGGAACAGUCGACACACUUUCAGCUUAGUUUGAGAGAUUGAUUUUAUUGCUUAGUUUGAGAGUCCUGAGUAUUAUCCACACGUGUACUCACUUGUUCAUUAAACGACUUUAUAAAAAAUAAUUUGUGUUCCUAGUCCAGAAAAAAAGGCACUCCCUGGUCUCCACGACUCUUACAUGGUAGCAAUAACAGAAUGAAAAUCACAUUUGGUAUGGGGGCUUCACAAUAUUCGCAUGACUGUCUGGAAGUAGACCAUGCUAUUUUUCUGCUCACUGUACACAAAUAUUGUUCACAUAAACCCUAUAAUGUAAAUAUGAAAUACAGUGAUUACUCUUCUCAC
This is a messenger RNA of Mus musculus (house mouse), 1232 nucleotides long. RefSeq names its product adiponectin, C1Q and collagen domain containing (gene Adipoq). NCBI's taxonomy places the organism in Eukaryota, Metazoa, Chordata, Mammalia, Rodentia, Muridae. The transcript is spliced from 3 exons. Gene Ontology annotation, cellular component: extracellular region; cell surface. The record is from RefSeq and is marked validated. Bases 115 to 858 code for a protein of 247 amino acids. Gene Ontology annotation, biological process: positive regulation of cholesterol efflux; negative regulation of tumor necrosis factor production; negative regulation of blood pressure. Gene Ontology annotation, molecular function: hormone activity; protein homodimerization activity; sialic acid binding.